AUGGCUGAUGGAAAUGCUAAUGGUAACCAAGAAGGUGCUACGACUCCCCUAAUGUCUUGGAACAACAACCUGAAAGCACUUCUGGUGGAUCCAUCACCCGCCUGUAGACUUAUUGGGAAGGCAUAUCUCACGGCCUAUGGUGUAAACACCGAGGCUGUGGACAAUGCAGAUGUUGCCAUUAUUCUGCUUAAUAUGGGAGCCAGUUUCAAUGUGAUUCUCAUAGAUAUGCAUAUGCGAGAAAUGAACGGAGCGCAGUUUGCUAUGCUGCUUCGGAGCUUGGGGGUACAGACCAAGCUGCUUGGUAUGUCAACUAUGUUUAGAGAACGUGAGAAAGAAGAGUUUCUGGAAGCUGGGGGUGAUGGUUUUAUUGAGAAGCCUCUUCAUCCUUCCAAGUUUGUUCCAAUCCUGCAAGAGCUGGAUAGCAACUGA
Messenger RNA from Rosa chinensis, 429 nucleotides. Its product is annotated as two-component response regulator 24. The coding region runs from base 1 to 429 and encodes 142 amino acids. The record is from RefSeq and is a predicted model, not a curated record. NCBI's taxonomy places the organism in Eukaryota, Viridiplantae, Streptophyta, Magnoliopsida, Rosales, Rosaceae. The transcript has 2 exons. Gene Ontology annotation, biological process: phosphorelay signal transduction system.